UUCGUUGCCGAAACGGCGUGCGGACUUGCUGUCGCCAUGGACGCCCCCGCGAACGAAGCCAGCCACAUUCGGGCACUCUUUGACGAUGUUCGUGACGGCGACGAAGGCAUCGACUUGCUUGGAUUCUUGAAGCCGCUGUACUUUUUCCAGCACCACACCUUCACCGUUCUCGACGCGAAAAGCAUCUUUGAUGUUGUCAAGGGCAACGUGAAGCCGCAUCUUAACCUGCGGGAGUACGGCACGGCGCUGACCAAAAUAGCCAAGCUCAUGUACACAUCCAAUCCCCGGACGGUCGCGCGGCUGCUUGCCGACGUCGAUGCGUUCCGAAAGAAGGCCAAAAUCGAGUCGUUCGCUGACGUCGACGGCAUCUACGACCCACUCCGACUUAAGCUCAUGAAGCCUGCGCCCUUGUGUGUGCUGGAGGCGUACAGCAACGUGAUCGAGCAGUCAUUUAACAUGUAUUGCAAAGCGCAGCCGCCGACGAGGGACCACAGCACCGCCGUGGCCGACCCAGGCUGCCAUGGCGCUUUCUUGACGGAAGAAGGAUUCUACGACUUCUUGGUGGGGUACUUCAUCAGCCCAGACUACCUGUCCGCCGACGAUUCCUCUGCGAUCAUGGCGGCUGUCACGUCGACAUUUGUCGUGCACACGACGGUCGAUGUCAAGACUUCGCCGUCGAUGAUGUUUCCACAGUUUAUCGAGGCGCUGUGCCGCCUGGCGCAGACGUUGCAUGGCAAGCUUCUCUCGGAGGAACACGGGUCGAUUCGAAAGACGAUCGACACUGCCCGCCUCGAGCACAGCAUCAAGGUCAUGCUGGACACGAUGCAAGUCAUGCCGAAUGGGACGACGGUCAAGUCGGCGUCCAAGGUGCCGCAGCAACAGGUCGAAACCAGCCUGGACGCCAUGCUCAACGACAUCCAAACACAAAUGGGGACUCUCUCCGUCCGUACGCGCAACGUGCUCCAGCGACGCGCCGACAUGAUGGACGCUGCUGAUGCUCCCAACAGAGUGAAAUCCAUCGGCAGCAGCACAAAACCCACGACGCAUGCAUCCUCGACAUCAGCUAUCGACGUAAUUGUCAUUCGAGACGUCCUGGCGGUGCCCGAUUUUCCCGCGAACGUCGCAAGAAAGGUAGAAGGCGCAUUUUCGUACCAAAACUGUGGACACUUCGAGAUGGCACUGGCACAGCUGCACGAUGCCGAAGACGAGCUCGUCGACGUCAGUCCGAUGCGCGUGCUGGACACCGACGCAUCCCUCUUUUUCACGCUUGCUCGGGGCAACAUCCACGACAGCCGGCAGCGCGACCUGGACGCCCUCCAGACGUAUGCAGAGGCUCUGGCUAUAGCCGACAGCCUCCCAGAGAGCCACCCCGGGCGAGCACUUGCGUUGAAUUGCCUCGGGUCCGUUUGCUACUACGCUGGGAAUCUUCUCGUGGCGCUCAAGUGCUUUGACAAAGCGCUCGUGUUGCGGGAAUCGUUGCUUGGAGAAGAACACGUGGACACAGCCACAUCGCUCAACAACUUGGCGUGCUGCCUCCAUGCCAUGGGGGAAGUGGAUGCAUCGGCCAUGUUUUUUCGAUCUGUUCUCCACGCGUUCAAACUCGGAUUCGGGCUCGCCCAUCCCCGCGUGUCGGUUGCGAUGAAGAAUCUCGAGACUGCGCAGCGCCAUCAGAGUCGGUACGUUUUCCAGGGUGUCGUCCUUGGAUCAUGGGAUCCCCGAUGAGCUCGAUGGGACACCGCCGCCGCCUUAGGCUGAUCCAAGACCGCGCACAAGUCAAGAAUCGCGACGACAUGAAGCACAUCAUUGCUGGGAGCACGUUUCAAAUCGCCGCGUUCGAACGGCCGACGGGACCGGCGAAACCAAAGAAGAAAAAGGUCGCAAAGAAAAAGAAGUAGAGAAAUCAGCCAAGAAUGGAAUUGAUCGAUGACUUGGUGUGUGGUGGACACAACGACUACAGGAGCCGAGAGGCGACCGCAAACUCGAGCGGGACCCAGCAAAACUUGACGAGGUUGUACAGGAGCACAAGGCCUCCGGCGACGGACGCUGCGUGUUCGUGCAGCGACGGCGAUGCCUCUUCGGUCUUCCACACGAGCGCAAUGAGGCUUACCACGAUGACAUGCUGUGCAAUGUCCACAAGUCGUUGCAGGAGCGUGGAUUUUGGCACAGUCGCCGCGACCCACAAGUCCACGUACGCCAGAAACAAGAUCAUGAUGCCACUGGCAGACAUGUCCGCUGUGACCAUCGGCACCGUUCGAUGGAGCGCUGUGGAUGUGACGUAGCAGUUGUGAAUGAGUUGCCCGAGUGUCUUCGUCUUCCACAAAGAUACAGGCACAGCGCAAAGCCCUCGAAGCCACAUGCAACGAACUUUUCCAACGGAGCUGUUGCUUAUGAAACCUUCCACCAAGAUCGCUGCGGCCGCGACGUUGAUCCAAGGUUGAGCACUUCGUAGGUACGCAGGAACUUCCUCACGCACAAUGCAUAUUGUGGUUGCGCCGGCAAAGUUGCACAGGAUGUACAUGACGGCACGAAGUGGCAAGGGUUUCGUUCCAAGUUGGGCGUGGGUGCGGAUGUUGAUGCACACGAGAACGAUGAAGAACCACUUGCACCAUUUCGAGAUGUACUCAUCUGCGACCAGCCUUGUCACGAGGUCGAGCGAUGCGCACACAGCGGCAGCACCAACCAAAAUUGCAUACACAAUCCACGAGUCAUCACGUUUCGUUGAUUGCAACUGCUUCGUUGACGGCGUGGUCCCUUUCCUCGCCGCUUCUACCUUGUGAAGGCUGUUGACGUCCGCUGCAUUCUUCCCUUUCCGCCUUUGCUUCACCGAUUUCCGCUUCCCCAUAUCCUGUUAUCGCCGACACCGCGGCUGUCGCUGGGAUUGUGACACGUAUACCUUUUGUCCGGAUAACAACUCUUCAACA
This is a messenger RNA of Aphanomyces invadans, 2921 nucleotides long. RefSeq lists its product as hypothetical. The record is from RefSeq and is a predicted model, not a curated record. The coding region runs from base 37 to 1722 and encodes 561 amino acids. The transcript has 10 exons. Gene Ontology annotation, molecular function: protein binding. Lineage: Eukaryota; Oomycota; Saprolegniomycetes; Saprolegniales; Verrucalvaceae.